GUUUUAGUAGAGCAGCAAACGACAUCAAAAACCUAUUUUGAGACAUCCUCAAAAAGCUACGGAGAGGAGUCAUAUUAUGAACUCAGUACAGCAGCAGAGAUAAAACUAAAUGAAGAAACUGAGAGCAUUAUGCAGAAAUUAGAGGGACAACAGGAGAAAAAAGUCAACACAUCUCUUGGUAAGAAGUCAUUGGAACAGAGAAGUUUGUCGCUGAACAUUACGGUUGGUGCCACGACAGAAAAGACUGCAAAGACCUUCUCAGAAAGCCUAUGUCCAAUCAGUGGAAGCUUUGAUGAAUCUGAUACUCAUCCACCAACACCAUUUGUUGGGAGCCAUUCAGAUAAGCCUCCAGCUUUGUCCAUUACCCCAACUUCCACUGCAUCACCUGAAGAUAUCUCUACUAAAGCAGAACCACCCUUAAAUUCUUCAAAGCAAACUUCUAGUCCUGAACAAUCAAGCAGCCUCUCUGAGAUGUUAGACCUGGCUGGAGCUCUGCCUCAUAGGAAGGAGGUGGACCACAUGAGGCGAAAGUCUGUGCCAACAAAUGUGUCAGCUCUGGUGGGAAGUUCUUUGGCCAAGCUUGCCAUGGGAGAUCAGGCUCCAAGAGUGAUGGGUGGGGAAAACCAGCUAGAGGACCUUGGAUACUGUGUGUUUAGUGAAUAUUCAGGGCCCAUGCCUUCUCCUGCUGAUGUACCAAGUCCUGGGGACUCUCCACAUCAACGAUUUCCUUCUGUGGAAGGUGAUGUUGGGGAUGAGUUGGGGCCCGCUGAUUUUGAGGGAGUUCAAAAAGUUGCAAUGCAGCAACCGAAUCACAAAGGGAUUGUACCUGAAGUCUCUCAAAAGACAGUCUUUGAGAAGAAAGAUUCUCCAGUGAAGUCUUCUCUGAUGCUUGAAAAAGCUGUGACAAGUGGAGUAAAACCUGAUCGCCUACGAAUCCCUAUGACCUCCUCGAAUAAUCGUUUGACAGAAUUCCGUCUGGAAAGUGGUCUGCCUGGUGACAUAAAAAUCCAAGCAAUCCCUGAGGUAGAUAUUGAGAAAGACCCUUCCAGAGAGGCAUCCCCAAUCCCACCAGACAACUCCUUUACUUUCAGUCCGUCUGAAACAGGCAGUAAGGCUCCCCCAACACCCACCACCCCUAAAUCCCCAUAUGAUACAACAUCAGCACCUGAACUCGCUGAAGAGGCUAGGAUAGAUGUUUUACAGGAGGUCAAAACAGAUGAUGGUGCAGAGUCUAAGAGAGUUGAAAAACCUGAAGAUUCAGACAGAGAAAUGCAGAAAUCUGAAAAGGAACAUGACAAGACUGAAAUAGAAAAUGCAGACAUCCAUGACAAAGCAUUUCAGUCAUUAGAAGAAGGCAAAGAAAAAGCACAAGCACAAGAAAGCUCUGAGGAUUUACAGGAUUUAAGCUGUAAGAGGCCCUUAGAUGAAAAAGGGGCUGAAAUCCACUUAGAGACGGUAAAUCUGGAAAAAGGCCCCAAAAAACUGCAAACAUCCUCCCCAGUCAUCAUUAUACCUCAAGCACAAGUAGAGGAGGAAGCUGAGGACGAAGAUGAUAUUGAGAUUGCAGAAGAGCCGCAGGAAAUAAUGGAGGAAGUGGAAGAGUCUGCAUACGCCAAAACAGAUCAAACAGAGGAAAGUCUGUUGAGAGGAGAUGGAAAGGAAGAACAAAAGAAAGAGAUGGUGAGACUGUUGGUAGAGGAUCAGGUGGUGGAAGAUGAUCCCAAGUCAGGAGCAGAAGAAUGGAGUCACAGUGCACAAAACAGUGACUAUGGGGAACCUGCGACAGACAGUUCGCACCUGUCUCCAUGUUCUGACCAUGAGCUACAGGAACAAGAAGAAGCCAGCAGGAAUGAGCAAUUGGAAGAGGAUAAAGCAGUAGAAGACUCGUACAGCAGUUUAGGUCAGGAGAAAACAGAGGAGAAGGAAGUUGUAAAGGACGAAGUAAGAGAGGAAGCUUGUCCUGUUGAAAUUGGCAAAGACAAAGAGGAGAAACCAAUAGAAGAAGAGAUGGAGAGGAAGGAGGGAAUAAGCGAGGAAGAAGACAUUGAGGUUGGCCAAGAGGUAGAAGAGACUUCUGUUGGACUCAGAAGUCAGGUACCCAACGAUGAAACCACUAUGGACACCUCCAUCCUAGAUUCAGACAGUGGCUGGAUGGACUCACAAGGUGAUGACAAAAGUCUUAUGACCGAGCAAAUCGAGGCCCUUCCUCACGUCCAGAGUCCUACCAGUACUCCUGUGGUGGACAGACCCGCUAAACGGGCCCCUGGCAGAGGAAGGGGCCUACCUGGCAACAUUGAGAGUAAAGUGUCUCGCAAAGUGUCCAGCCAUCAUCCAAGAGAGGAGAUGAAGAAGAAAAAAGUAGGAGUGAGGAGGGCUGACCAGAAUAAGGUGUCAGCCCUCCAAAGUCGUUCUCCAUCUCGAAAGAGUGUAGCCAAAGCGGCGGCCAGGCAUCCUAGGCCCGCUCUGCUUCACGGCUCUGCUAGACGCAAGGCCACAGGCAUGGAGAGCCAUCAGCCCCUCAGUGUGGCCCACCAGUCCAGGGAGAGGACCACUGCUCAACAGAGAAAACCUAGCCCCACACGAGCCGUUCUGUUAAAGAUGGCGGUGCAGCGCCAGGCCUCCAACCCUCAGCCCCCCCGGCCUGGCUCCGCCUGUAGCCUUAAACGGAGCCCGCUGGUGGAGGCGGAGCUCAGUGAGGUCCGGCCCUCCUCUGCAGGCUUCCGCUCAUCCUCCAUACCAAACAAAUGGGCAGAGAAGGAGAGAACAUACCGCAGCCCAGAGAAGAGGUCAUCCCUCCCCAGGCCGGCCAAGUCCCUGACACGCCACAUCCCUGCUGCUGAACAAGAAGACAACAGCACCCCCUCUAGGCCAACCUGUACAGAUUCAGCCCGGUCCCGAUCGAUGCGUAGCGGGGCCUCCACACCCGGUUCCUCCGCCGUUACGCCCGGGACGCCUCCCAGCUACUCCUGCCGCACCCCCGGCUCACGUACCCCGGGUAGCCACACACCCAAGUCUUUCAGUGUCCUCCAGGAGAAGAAGGUGGCGGUGAUCCGGACCCCACCCAAGUCACCGUCCUCAGCCCAAAGGCAGCUGAAGGUUCUGAACCAGCCUCUACCCGAUCUGAAGAAUGUCAAGUCCAAGAUCGGUUCCACUUCUAACCUCAAACACCAGCCGAAAGGCGGACAGGUUCAAAUUUUAAGCGAGAAGCUGGACUUCAGUCAUGUUCAGUCAAAGUGCGGCUCCAAGGAUAAUCUGAAGCACACGCCCAAAGGAGGCAAUGUCAUGAUUCCAAGUGUUAAACUGGACUUUAGCCACGUUCAGGCUAAAUGUGGCUCCCUGGACAAAUUGCAGCACACAGCAGGCGGGGGAAACGUCCAGAUCCAGUCUAAGAAGAUCGACUUAAGCCAUGUCACCUCCAAAUGUGGCUCCAUGUCCAACAUCCACCACAGGCCAGGGGGAGGAAAUGUGCGGAUUGAGAAUGUGAAGCUGGACUUUAAAGAUAAAGCCCAGUCCAAGGUCGGGUCCCUGGACAACGCCAGCCACAUGCCUGGAGGGGGGAAUGUCAUGAUCGAAAGCCACAAACUGAUGUUCCGGGAAACAGCCAAAGCCCGGGUGGACCACGGUGCCGAAAUUAUCGUGACCCACUCGCCCGGGCUGGAAACAGGCGGUACUUCCCCUCGCCUGUCCUCAGCAGGCAGCAUCAACCUCCUGGAGUCACCGCAGCUGUCCACGCUGGCCCAGGACGUCACUGCUGCGCUGGCUAAACAGGGCUUAUGAGCCAGCUGCCUCUGGUCCCUUCAGCAAUCCACACCGCUCCUUGUCCCAUCAGUCACAUUCACUCAUCCAGUGUUUUCCUAAAGUUCUUCACUGCAGCAUUUCUCUCCCCUCACAUUUGCUCCCCAAGGUUCUACAGUUGUAGCUGAUUGACUGUCUUGUCCAUCAACAACCCCUCCAGCCCGGCCAGAGGGAUUUUAAAAACUGAAGUUUACUCUUUACCUGAUCACUUAAAGGGGAUUUUCCCGGUCGCUCUUUAUUUGUUUUAUCAUUAAGUUUUGAUCGCUUGCCUCUGGACUUUUACUUUUUUUGUUCUAGAUAACGCUGAAAGCUAAGUCAUCAGUGAGGUUUAAAUGGAUGUUUGUGUAAGGUUUUAUGAUUGUACAGUGAUUUUACAAUGAAAGGCAUCACCACAUUCCACUUGUUUGGGGAUAAACUUCACAGUAAACACAUGCAUACGUCCAUCCAGAAAUUCUGCGGUACUGAAUGCUACUAGUUAUUAGACGCUAGACACCUGUGUGAGAGACUUAACUUGCCGAAACAUGGCGUGUAAGUGUAUAUGAAAAAGAAUGGCUGACGACACAAUGAGCAUGUUUGCUAAAAAGUGACUUUCUGAGUCAAACAAUGCGAUUUUUUUUCUUGUUUGUUGGUUGGUUUUGAUGCCAUGUUUUACUGAAAUGUGUUGAAUUGUUGAAAAAAUUGUUUUCUUUUUAUAUUUGUCUCUGUAGUGGAAGAUGUUCCAGUUUUGUACGUUUCCCUGUGGCUGCACUGGCUUAUUAGCACUUACAUGUGGAUAACCAUUGCAGUUCUGUCGAGUCAAGCGCUAAAAGUCUAGCUUUUCAGUAGUUUUCUUUUCUGCAAACCAAUGGGCUGCUCUUCUUGUUCAGGCGUUAGUUUUAUAUUAGCUCUGUUUUGUUAGGCUACAACAAUGCUGUUAUGCUGGCAUGGCAAUGAAAUAUUAUUAAAUUAGAUCUACGUGGAGCUCUUAAAACGUUUCUGAUUGAGUGUAAAUGGCCAGGGUGAAAUCUAGUGUCUGUACUUUUCAAGGUUGCAACCUGUGAUUCCAAGAGGCCCCUUAUGCUCCUGUGACCUUUAACCUUCCUGCAGAGUCUGGGUUGUACAGACGGAAUAAAGAACAUAGAAAGCUUUAUAUGAAAACAUUCCAUAUAAAAGAGCAACUACCAGGCCUUUGUUUUUGUGUGUGUGUGCAAACAAGUGCAUCUGUUUUUGGCCUUGUACCUUCACAGAAAGGAAAAAGAUGAAUGGAAGCAACCCAAAACCUGCAGCUCUUAGGAUAAAAGAAAAAAAAAAAAGAAUAAAAACAGAACUGUUCUUGCAUAUUCUCUGCUCACCAUUGUGAAACUCCUCUGCCCUCCCUUCCUCCCUCCCCAUCCCCAGUUGGCCCUCCAGUGUUUUUCUGUGCUUCCUAUUCUCAAACCCCCCCCCCCCCCCUCGUCUAUGUAAGUGUAUUUAAAAGACCAUGUAGAUGUGUGCACACUUUCCAAUAAUGUUUGAGACAUACUGAUGACAAAUGCUCCUACAGGAUGAUGACAGAAAUAAAGAAAAUAAAAAGUG
Molecule: messenger RNA, 5349 nt
Organism: Sphaeramia orbicularis (orbiculate cardinalfish)
Lineage: Eukaryota; Metazoa; Chordata; Actinopteri; Kurtiformes; Apogonidae
Product: microtubule-associated protein tau-like
Exons: 13
Coding region: 130-3777 (1215 amino acids)
Biological process (GO): microtubule cytoskeleton organization; neuron projection development
Cellular component (GO): neuron projection
Molecular function (GO): microtubule binding
Source: RefSeq, a predicted model, not a curated record